This is a messenger RNA of Parnassius apollo (apollo), 963 nucleotides long. NCBI's taxonomy places the organism in Eukaryota, Metazoa, Arthropoda, Insecta, Lepidoptera, Papilionidae. The record is from the annotation of a GenBank genome assembly.
AUGGCGGAACUUAGAUCUUGUAGAGUGAUACAAUCGGUAAAGCCCUUCACGCACACCGGGUCUGAUUUUGCUGGUCCGUUUAAGGUCACGCUCACUCGCGGGCGUGGUAUAAGAUCCACAAAGGCUUACGUCUGCAUUUUCGUAUGUCUAACUACUCGAGCAGUGCAUAUAGAACUCGUUGGUGAUCUAAGCACAGCAGGCUUUAUGGGUGCAUUUAAAAGAUUUCUAUCGCGCAGAGGCCCUGUAAGUAAAUUAUAUUCGGAUAACGGUACGAACUACGUCGGUGCAAAACGUAUUCUAUCGGAACUACACGAGCUCUUAGCUAGCAAGUAUUAUAAUUCGGAGUUCGCUCACAUUCUAGCCGAGAACCGCAUUGAGUGGUCUCUGAACGUCCCAGCCGCGAGUCAUUUUGGGGGCAAUUGGGAGACUAAUAUUAAAAGUCUAAAGAGCCACUUAUACCGAGUAAUAGGAGAUCAAAUUUUGUCCUUCGAAGAGCUAAGUACGGUGCUCGCUCAAAUUGAAUGCGUAAUGAAUAGCCGCCCACUUUGUCGGACGUUAUCUAGUGACCCCUCGGAACCGCUGGCUUUAACUCCAGCACAUUUUUUGACUUUAACGCCUCUAAGGUAUCUGCCCGCCGCGGAUAUGGAUGAGAACAGACUUAGCAUUUCCACACGCCACAAAUUAUUAGAUCGGUUAGUGCAAUCGUUUUGGAAACGAUGGAGGAUGGAAUACUUGCAUACUUUGCAGUCUCGGCAAAAAUGGAACACAGCGACAGAGCCUUUAGCUGUAGGAACCGUAGUUGUGCUCACUAAGGAGAAUACGCCGCCUCUCCACUGGCCGUUAGGAAUCGUCGAGGAGGUCUUUCCCGGUUCCGACGGAGUAAUUAGGAUAGCUCGCGUUAAGACCACGGUUGGGUCUUACCUACGUCCUGUUAUCCGUUUGUGCCCAUUGCCUCUUCCAUAA